AUGGCAGGGAAUCUGGAUCAUCCUGCCUUGUCAAAUCUUGCAGAUGAACUUUUGAAGAGGCUAGAACAGUUGGAAGAAAAUAUUCAACCAUUGGCAGUACCUAGAAGAUUUGAGCCCCUAGUUACUCGUUUAUGUGAAGGUUCGGAUGACGUUAAGAUAGAGAUGGAAUCUAUUCUGGGAAGGAUGACUUUAACUGACUCCAUCAAAGAAGAACUUGCCAGGAGAAGUGCAAAGAUACUUGUUGGGUUUCUCUCUAACCCUGAAGCUCAAAGGGCAAGCUUGAAAGCCUUGUGUAACCUACCAACUUUUGAUGACAAUGCAACUAUCCUUGUUGAUGCUGAUGCACUUCCCGUGCUCACCGAUAUACUUUUGAAGAAUGAGAUAUCUGCUGCAAUAGUUUCAAGUCUCUUAAAGCUUCUCUCAGUUGUCUCUUCUCAAGCUCAAGCUUCUAUACUCCAAAUUCUUUAUGGAAUAGCAUCAUCUCCGAGGGCUGCAGAAUCAGUUUCAAAUAGAAUAAAGAAUGUUGAUAGCAUCAAAACAGUUUUACAUUAUCUUGAGCACCCGGAAGUUGGACAUCGAAUCAGUGCUUAUAGACUAACAAGAUUUCUCUAA
Molecule: messenger RNA, 612 nt
Organism: Linum trigynum
Lineage: Eukaryota; Viridiplantae; Streptophyta; Magnoliopsida; Malpighiales; Linaceae
Source: the annotation of a GenBank genome assembly